This is a messenger RNA of Alternaria rosae, 1301 nucleotides long. RefSeq lists its product as uncharacterized. The transcript has 4 exons. Lineage: Eukaryota; Fungi; Ascomycota; Dothideomycetes; Pleosporales; Pleosporaceae. The coding region runs from base 340 to 1212 and encodes 290 amino acids. The record is from RefSeq and is a predicted model, not a curated record.
UGUCGGAAGUGAUGAGGACAUAAGAUAUGCAACGCGGACAGAGUUCUGGAGCUCUAAGCGCAUCUUGGACACUGCACUCUCUCAGUGAGCGACCGCUGCGUUUGUUCUAAUUGAAGCGGUGAGUAUGCGGCUCCUAGCUUUGCGCAGUCGCUCUUACCUCUCAAGGUACCUCUACGUCACGCUCGCGUAUACCAUCUUACACCCCACGCUGCCCAAACUUGCUACCUACUCGUUCAGGAUUCUCAUCAGGGUCGGUGUCCUCUUCUUCGUACACAACUGUCACUCAGUCUAUACACACACACCAUUCCGCUGAGCACCAUUAGGAAUCAGCAAAGUAUCAUGGUCGGUCUCACAGCUUACUGCACUCCUCUUCCCAACCACAUAGCCCUCAGCGAGCACUCACGCAGAUUCUACGACGGGACGUAUAAGUGGGAUUCGGAAGGCUUUACCGAUGACGUUGGAGUCUAUCGCGAAUUUGACUGCUAUGAUCCUGCUGCUCGUGCUCCAACGCCCCUGCCACCGCUGUGCUUGAGCGACAACGAUGAAGAGGCCGGCGCUGUGGAACAGAGGAUCGACAGCGGAGAACAGAAAGCCCGGAAAUUGGAAGAGGGGGCCGGAGUGUUUAUCUUCGCGUCAAAUAUCGACAGCAAGGGUGGUUUUAUCACUUUACGACGUGAUGAUCUAUUUCGUGAUCACGCCAAUAGAGAGCGUCUCAUCGGCAAAAUGGAGAGUGUUUUGAUCGAAAGCAAAUCAAAGAAGAUGUACUUGACUCUGGAAGAGUGCUGCAGCGCGUGUGGCAUUCCUGAACACCUCAGCCCCAUGAAAAAUUCGCCAAAGCAACAAAAUAUCAAAUUCGUCACGCCUUUAAAAACGACCAAAUCGGACCCACGCAUGUUCUUCUCGCCUUCAGAGUUGUCAGACUGUCCUUCGGAUAUAUCAGAGUGGGAUGUUGACAACCCCGUGUUGAAGACGAGGACGUUUGAGAAUCUGGUUAUCGACGAAGAACUCAAACAAGGCAACGAUGAGGAACCACCACAGAAGCCUACAACCCGCGGCGUUGCACGAAAGGUCAAGAGGAAGAAGUCGGCAGCAAAACCUAUCAAGUCGUCGCCUACGAUUGAGUCAUUACAGACCGGCAGUUAUACAAGGGGCACUGGGGAGGCAUCAAGGCGUCGUUCCACGAGACUUAGUAGCUCUCAAGCUGGCAGAUAAGUUCCGGCAUUGACUUGAGGCGUUCAGCGGUGUUUCCGGAUCAGGAGGUUUUGAGUUUGUCAGUAAUCCUCCGGGACGGAAGUAUCUUA